Molecule: messenger RNA, 4090 nt
Organism: Mytilus californianus (California mussel)
Lineage: Eukaryota; Metazoa; Mollusca; Bivalvia; Mytilida; Mytilidae
Product: V-type proton ATPase catalytic subunit A-like
Exons: 15
Coding region: 57-1928 (623 amino acids)
Biological process (GO): proton transmembrane transport; ATP metabolic process
Cellular component (GO): lysosomal membrane; proton-transporting V-type ATPase, V1 domain
Molecular function (GO): proton-transporting ATPase activity, rotational mechanism; ATP hydrolysis activity; ATP binding
Source: RefSeq, a predicted model, not a curated record
UCUCAAGACAUCGAUUAUCACAUGAUAAUUUUACAAAUUCAAUAUUUCAUUGCAAAAUGGCUGGUGGUUUAGACAGAGCUAAAAGUAGUCUACCAAAGAUCAAAGAUGAAGAAAGAGAAUCUAUUUUUGGCAAUGUGUUUGCUGUUUCUGGACCAGUCGUUGUGGCACAGAAGAUGGCAGGGGCUGCUAUGUACGAGUUGGUUCGAGUCGGUCAUUCAGAAUUAGUGGGAGAGAUCAUUCGAUUGGAAGGUGACAUGGCAACCAUCCAGGUUUAUGAAGACACCUCUGGUGUAACUGUUGGAGAUCCUGUGUUACGAACAGGAAAACCUCUAUCUGUAGAAUUAGGUCCUGGAAUUAUGGGUAGUAUUUUUGAUGGUAUUCAAAGACCUCUGGCAGACAUUUGUGAUAUCACACAGAGUAUUUAUAUACCUAAAGGUAUAAACACACCAGCAUUAGACAAAAAUAAAAAAUGGGAGUUUGAACCUCAAGGCAAUAUCAGAGUUGGUAGUCAUAUAACUGGAGGUGAUAUUUAUGGAGUUGUAUAUGAAAAUAUUCUAGUCAAACACAAAAUCAUGUUACCACCCAGAGCAAAGGGCAAGGUCACAUGGAUAGCUGAUCCAGGUUGUUACGAUGUUAAUGAUGUUAUUUUAGAAACAGAAUUUGAUGGUGAAAAAUCUAAAUUUACCAUGUUACAAGUAUGGCCUGUACGUACAGUUCGUCCUGUGACAGAGAAAUUAGCUGGUAAUUACCCACUACUCACAGGACAGAGAGUGUUAGAUGCUCUUUUCCCAUGUGUACAGGGUGGAACAACAGCUAUCCCAGGUGCUUUCGGAUGUGGUAAAACUGUAAUCUCGCAAUCUUUGUCUAAAUAUAGUAACAGUGAUGUCAUUGUCUACGUAGGAUGUGGAGAAAGAGGAAAUGAAAUGUCUGAAGUACUGCGAGAUUUCCCUGAGUUGACUAUGGAAGUUGAUGGAAAACCAGAAAGUAUUAUGAAGAGAACAGCUUUGGUUGCCAAUACAUCAAACAUGCCUGUAGCUGCUAGAGAAGCUUCUAUUUAUACUGGUAUUACAUUAUCUGAGUACUUCAGAGAUAUGGGCUACAAUGUAUCCAUGAUGGCCGAUUCUACGUCUAGAUGGGCUGAAGCUUUGAGAGAAAUUUCUGGUCGUUUGGCUGAAAUGCCUGCCGAGUCUGGUUACCCAGCAUACCUUGCUGCUAGAUUGGCUUCCUUUUAUGAAAGAGCUGGUCGUGUGAAAUGUCUGGGUAAUCCGUCUAGAGAGGGCAGUGUCAGUAUUGUAGGAGCUGUGUCUCCACCUGGUGGUGAUUUCUCAGAUCCUGUAACUUCAGCUACCUUGAGUAUCGUACAGGUGUUUUGGGGUUUAGAUAAGAAACUUGCUCAACGUAAACAUUUCCCAUCUAUUAAUUGGUUGAUUAGUCACAGUAAAUACACAAGAGCAUUAGAUGAGUUCUAUGAUAAAAAUUUCAAUGACUUUGUGCCACUAAGGAAGAAGUGUAAAGAAAUUCUACAAGAAGAGGAAGAAUUGUCAGAAAUUGUACAGUUAGUAGGAAAGGCAUCCUUAGCAGAAGCAGAUAAAAUCACAUUAGAAGUUGCCAAGUUAAUUAAAGAUGACUUUUUACAACAAAAUGGUUACACACCUUAUGACAGAUUUUGUCCAUUUUACAAGACCGUUGGUAUGCUGAAGAAUAUUAUAGGUUUUUACGAUAUGGCUAAACAUUCAAUAGAGAGCACAGCACAGAGUGAAAACAAAGUAACAUGGGCAAUAAUUAGGGACCAAAUGAACGAUUUAUUGUAUAAACUUAGCAGUAUGAAAUUUAAGGAUCCAGUAAAAGAUGGAGAGAAGAAAAUUAAAUCAGAAUAUGAAGAAUUGUAUGAAGAACUUCAACAAGCAUUCCGAAAUUUAGAAGAUUAAAAUAUAAUUCAAACUUAAUUCUGUUCUCCAUGACUAUUGUUAUACUAAUAAUUACUGUAUAGACUGCUAGUACAUAUACAUCUAAUGAUCCAAGCAGGUUCUUGUUGACAAUAUUACUCAGAAUUUUGUGUAACAUAGAGUAGAUGUGUUAGGAUAAAAUUUAGAUAAAGGCAAGUAAUGUCAGAAAAGUCGGAUAUUUUUGCUUUGGGUUAAUCAAGAUAUUGAAUCAAGGAUUAUUCAGGAUUUUUUCUAUAAAUUAAAAAACAAAUUAUUUUACUCCAUUUUGCCCUUUCUGCAUACAAUUUGCCAUUUCUGCAUUCAAAGGGUAUUUUUAUUUAUUUAUUCAUAUGUCAAGAAUACCUUAUCUUUGUAAUUAAGAUAUCAAUAAAGAAUUGAGGGUGAAAAGUUUUAAUAUUUUUAGAUAAGUUGCAGAACAAGUGUUUUACAUAGUGAUAAAAAUAAAGUUUCAGGGAAGCUAUUAGUUAUGAGAAAAAAAUAAUUUAUAAACAUUCCAUACUUAUAUAUUAAUUUCAUAUUAAUAUGUAAAAUAAAGUUGGUCGAUGUAAACACUGAUCUGUAUGAUAAGCGGGUAAAUGAAUGCCAGGUUAUGCUGUCAAAAUAGCAGUAAAAAUGAUAUUUGUUACAAUUUAUAAUUUUAUAGUUUCCAACAGAAAAAGUAAUAGUAACAGUUUUUCUCUCAUUUUAUUUGCAAAUUAAUUCAAUAAAAGAUAGUUAAAUAACAUAGAUCAUAAUUCGAAGUGCACCACAAAUUUUAUUUUGUAAAUUCUAUACUGUUACAAAUCUUACUAGCAAUAGAUUCAUCAUUCAAAAAGGGAGAUAAUUCAUAUUUUACUGGAAAACUGACUGAAAAUAUAAACCAUAAAUCAUGUGUACAUAGUCACAAUAUAGAGUGUCAAUGUGAUUGAGAGAGUGUAGGAGGUACAUGUGCAUUGAAAGUAUGAAAUACCAUUGAAAUCCAUAAAUAAACUAUUCAGCACCCCCUAAAUGAGAACAUUAAAGGAUGAAAUUCUAAAACAAUAAUUUCCCUAUAUUUUUUUGCUGAAUUAGUUAUGGAUCUGUCUCUUUCAAGUAAUUUUGUUUGAAUUGAUAUAAUUUAUAUAGCAAUAGAUAGAUAGAUAUAUAUUUGGAUAUUUCUGUGAUACAUAUGUGUAUGUCUUAAUUUAGUUAAUUGUUUCAUAAAAUUAAUUGUUUUCUAUAUUUUAAUGUAAAGGAAAUUCAAAUUGCCUAUAUAUGUCGGUUUGAAUCUUAAUCUUCAUUCAAUCUGAAUAUCCUAGAUUAUAUAACAAAAAUUAACAUUUAGAGAACAUAAAUGGGAGAAUGGUUGCCUUUAUAUAAUAUCUGUGAGUUCUAGUCAGUUGAACAUAUUGUUAUGUUUAACAUUCCAAAAAAAUAUGUUAUCUUCAAUUCUAAGUUGGCCCCUGUUUGGAAAAAAAAGUGACUGCCUUUAAUUUAUUGUAAAGCUCUUAUUUAAAUGUAAUUAGAGACUACACUUCAAUAAUUUUUGGAUUUAUGAUUUUUGAUAAAAGGGAGGAUCUGAACCAUUCAUUUAUUAGUAAGACAGAUUACACUUUGUGUGUAAAUUUACCAUAAGAAUUGCACUAUUUUGAAAGUUGAAUUUAAAUUACUGCUUCAAUUAAUUUGUGUAAUAAUAUGUACUGUAGUUGUUGUUUUAUUGUUUGAUUAAUGAAUAUGCAUGAUUACACAAAUUAUUUAAUUGUUCAUAUUAACUCAUUUGAAUUUUCAAAUCACAUUAAUAUAACUAAAACUAAUGCUGAGAUACUUAUUGCAGAAAACAUUUAAAAAAAAUUAUGUUAAUGAUUUUCCCAAAAAAUAUUUCUGAGCUUUCAGGCCAAUUCAGGGUAAAUUUGAAGUUACGAAGUUGAAAUUUCAAAACAACGAUUCCUUUCCAAAUCUGAUUUUUACUGGAGGUUUUUUUUUUCAUAUUCUCAUCAUAUUUAACGUUACAUUAACCAGGCAACAUUGUAUAAGAAAUAUGUAUUUGAUGUUAGACAUUUGUGUUUUAUUUGUUAGACAUAUGUGUUACAUUGUUUUCUACACCAGUACGUGUAUGUUAGAAAAAGUGAUGCAAAAUUUACAAUAUAUAUAUACUAUCUGGUAUCAAUAAUAAAAAUUGAACACAA